Oryza brachyantha (malo sina) is the source of this 2502-nucleotide messenger RNA. Its product is annotated as pentatricopeptide repeat-containing protein At5g61370, mitochondrial-like. The record is from RefSeq and is a predicted model, not a curated record. Gene Ontology annotation, molecular function: protein binding; protein serine/threonine kinase activity; ATP binding. Lineage: Eukaryota; Viridiplantae; Streptophyta; Magnoliopsida; Poales; Poaceae. Gene Ontology annotation, biological process: protein phosphorylation. The transcript is spliced from 7 exons. The coding region runs from base 1 to 2199 and encodes 732 amino acids. Gene Ontology annotation, cellular component: EKC/KEOPS complex; nucleus; cytosol.
AUGGCGGCGCAGACGGCCGCGAGGAGGUCGAUGGCGUCCUUCAGCCGCCGGACCGUGCUGGCGGCGGCACCGCCCCGUCGCGCUCUGUGCUCCGGCGAAGUGGUUCGAGGCGACGCCGAGCUGGAGGCGGCGGUGCGGGACGUCGUGUGCUCCGGGGCCGGGAGCCUCGACGAGGUGGGCGGCGCGCUGGACCGCCUGGGCGUGGCCGUGUCGCCGGGCAUGGCGAGGAGGGUGAUCGACUCGUGCGGCGAGGGGCGUGGCUCCGGCAGGAGGCUGCUGCGGUUCCUGUCGUGGUGCCGGUCCAAGGGUCCCGGGGGGCUGGGAGGUGAGGCGUUGGAUAGGGCGAUUGGGGCCCUUGCUCGGAUGGGGGACCUCACCGCGAUGGGGAUUGCCGUCGGCGAUGCGGAGAAGGACGGCCGGAGGAUGUCCCCGGAGACGUUCACCGUUGUGGUCGAGACUCUUGUGAAAUCGGGGAAGGAGGAUGAGGCUGUUCGGUUGUUUAGAGGUUUGGAGAGGCAGAUGUUGCUGCCUCAGCGUGACGCCGGUGUCGGAGGGGAAGGCAUUUGGUCGAGCAGCCUUGCUAUGGUGCAGGCAUUGUGCAUGAAGGGCCAUGCUCGGGAGGCACAGGGUGUUGUGUGGCACCACAAGAGAGAGCUCUCGGUAGAGCCCAUGGUUAGCAUUGUUCAGCGUAGCCUGCUCCACGGGUGGUGUGUCCACGGGAAUGCGAAAGAAGCGCGGAGAGUCCUUGAUGAUAUUAAGUCCUCAUGCAGCCCACUCGGGUUGCCAUCGUUCAAUGAUUAUAUGCACUGUCUGUGCCAUAGGAACCUCAAGUUUAACCCUUCUGCCCUUGUCCCCGAGGCCAUGGAUGUGUUAGCAGAGAUGAGGUCCUAUGGAGUCACCCCAGAUGCAUCUAGCUUCAACAUCUUGCUUUCUUGUUUAGGCCGAGCAAGAAGAGUGAAAGAAUCGUACAGAAUUCUCUACCUGAUGAGAGAAGGAAAGGCAGGGUGCUCCCCUGACUGGGUUAGUUACUAUCUUGUGGUCAGGGUCCUGUAUUUAACAGGGAGAGUUAUUAGAGGGAAAAGGCUUGUAGAUGACAUGCUUGAAAGUGGGGUGCUUCCUACUGCAAAGUUUUUUCAUGGUCUCAUAGGCAUUCUAUGCGGAACCGAGGAAGUUGACCAUGCGCUUGAUAUGUUCAAAAUUAUGAAGAGGUGUCAGUUAUUGGACACACAUACCUAUGAUCUUCUUAUAGAAAAGCUUUGUAGAAAUGGGAGGUUCAAGGAUGGAAAGGAUAUGUGGGAUGACGCUAAAAACAAUGGCUUUGUGUUAGAAUGUUCAAAGGAUCUUUUGGAUCCCUUGAAAACAGAGGUAUUCAGACCAGCUUAUGCAGCACAAAAACUGAGCUCGCAGAGCUAUAAGCGCUUGGUUGAAAAGAAGAAAAUUACUUCAGUUGAGACAAGAAAAAAGGGCGCUGCUAGAGCAGCCACAAGGAAAUUUUUGACUGAAAGGCACGUUAGACUUAUGGACUCAACUCAGGAGCAACAGCAGGAUUUUGGUGUGCUACUGAAGCAGGGGGCGGAGGGAAGGGUAUUUGUUUCAACAUUUGUGGGACGGAAGUGCGUUAUCAAAGAGCGCUUUUCAAAGAAGUACCGGCACCCACUGUUGGACUCAAAGUUGACUCUUAAACGCUUAAAUGCUGAAGCUCGAUGCAUGACAAAAGCAAGAAAGCUUGGUGUUCCCACUCCAGUUCUUUAUGCUAUGGACCCACUUUUGCAUACAUUAACCUUUGAGUAUGUGGAUGGCUUAUCUGUGAAAGAUAUACUCCUUGGAUUUGGGUCAAAUGGUAUUAAUGAAGAACGACUCAAUGAUAUUGCCACACAAAUAGGAAAUGCAGUUGGCAAACUACAUGAUGGAGGUCUUGUUCAUGGUGAUUUGACCACUUCAAAUAUGAUAAUCAAGAACAGCACCAAUCAGCUCGUUCUUAUUGAUUUUGGUCUGAGUUUCAUAUCAACUAUUCCUGAGGACAAAGCAGUGGACUUAUAUGUGCUUGAGAGAGCAUUGAUUUCUAUGCAUUCGUCAUGUGGGGAUGUGAUGGAGAAGAUUCUCACGGCGUACAGAAAAGCUUCAAAGCAGUGGUGCGCUACUACGAACAAGCUAGCUCAAGUCAGGCAACGGGGUAGAAAGCGAACAAUGGUUGGAUGAAGCUUCAGAUGAUUCAACACUUGCAGUAUCACUCCCUCCACAUGUACUAGAUCAGUAUUAUUGCCUCCUUAUAGCAUUUCAAUGGACAGAAAUCAUUCUAGUGAUGGUUAUUGUAAAACUUCCAUCAUGAAUCAAAUCUUACAUCUGCAAAUUUAGUGUCUUAUCAGAUGCUGAUUGUUAUUGACCAACUGAUGCUUAUUUUCGAUUUUUAUUGGCCAAACUAUUUGGUAAUGACAGCCGACAAAAACAAAAAUGGAAAUGGUAAAAAUGAAUGGAAAUGAAAAUGGAAACGGUUUUUGUUGU